CGCGUUGCUCUCAAAUUACUGUGGCGUAACGGUUAUUUAAAGUGUGGCUGGUGCGCCCGCCGGGUGUUGCGAAAAUCCGUGCCGAAUCUCAAUCGUGGCCAUUCGAUCCCCUAGGUACAGCGCAGCAUCCACACCCGCUUUGGCGACAGCUUGUCCUGAACCAGCUGCUCUGCACGCGACAACAUCCCACAACACAACCACCAUGAGACUCCCGACAUUGCUCGCCGGCAUUAUCGCCUGCUUGGUGACCGACGUUACCGCGACCGCCCUCACCUACAAGCUUUCCGCCAACGAGAAGGCUUGCUUUUACACCACUACGAAAAAGGAGGCUGAGAAGAUCGCAUUCUACUUUGCUGUUCAAUCUGGUGGUUCUUUCGAUGUCGACUACAUUGUCGAGGGUCCCAAUGGCAAGGUUAUCAUGGAUGGCCAGAAGGAGCGACAAGGCGACUUUGUCUUCUCUGCCAACACCAUCGGCGAAUACUCGUUCUGCUUCGACAACGAGAUGAGUACUUUCGCCGAGAAGUUCGUCGACUUCGAGAUUGCGGUCGAGAACGAGCAACGAGCCCAGCUGCCUUCUAAGCAGGGCACCACCCCCGAGCAGACCUCGGUCCUGGAGGAGUCUAUUUUCAAGGUCUCUGGACAGCUCUCCACCAUUUCCCGAAACCAGAAGUACUUCCGAACUCGCGAGAACCGUAACUUCGCCACCGUCAACAGCACUGAGGCCCGAAUCGUCAACUUCAGCUUGAUCCAGAUCGGCCUCAUUGUCUGUAUGGGUGCGCUGCAGGUGUUUGUUGUCAGGUUCUUCUUCCAGGGAGCGCGCAAGGGCUACGUGUAAAUAUGUCCGUUUAUUCCAAGCUGGAUCUGGAUUCUACGAGGCGCAGGUUGAAAAGGAGGUUGGCACUGGGAACGUUAUGUAUAAUCAAUGGAAGCAUGGCCUGUGGCUGGCUGACGGCCUUUCGUGGAUUUGUCCUCAGGUAACCGGGAGCUGUGCAUUGUCGUGAGCGAAGCCGGGAUGAUGUUGUCAUGAUGUGCUUUUACAAAUAGAAAGCCGCGGUUGUUUGUAAUAACUUGUGUUAUCCAUGCGAUCGGCGAGGCAACCGUGAUUAAUCCGAAUCUUAUAACGAAACCAAAUCCCAAGUCG
Ilyonectria robusta is the source of this 1141-nucleotide messenger RNA. RefSeq names its product emp24/gp25L/p24 family/GOLD-domain-containing protein. The record is from RefSeq and is a predicted model, not a curated record. Lineage: Eukaryota; Fungi; Ascomycota; Sordariomycetes; Hypocreales; Nectriaceae. Gene Ontology annotation, biological process: intracellular protein transport; Golgi organization; protein retention in ER lumen. The transcript is spliced from 4 exons. Bases 203 to 835 code for a protein of 210 amino acids. Gene Ontology annotation, cellular component: endoplasmic reticulum-Golgi intermediate compartment; endoplasmic reticulum; Golgi apparatus.